GGACGGUAUCUUCUAUCGAUAGCUCCGGUCGGAACACAUGCGUUGCUGCGGAAAAGUGUGAUUUACAUUAUCUCGUUUUUGACGAUUUGAAGGCAUUGCUCGCCAAAUUCAGAGUAAACCACAGGGUGGCGGUGAAUGCCAACAGCCAAAGGACGAACGGGACGCACUUGAGAUGACGAGCGGUACGGUAACGACGGCGGUGGAGGUGCAGCUGCCGCUCAAGGUCGCCCGUCGCAGAAUCGAGCGCGUUGGCUUCGCGUACUUUUCGCAGCGGCGCCAAUUCCUAGCGCCCGGCGGCGUGGAGCGCAGCGACAGCGAUGAGAAGCUGGAGGGCGUCGGCGAGGAGGUGGACGUCAGCUACCUGAAGUCCCUGGAUCCCAAGGAGUGGAAGGAUCAGGACCACUACGCCAUUCUAGGUCUCGGCAAAAUCCGUUACGAGGCCAGCGAGGAUGACAUUCGACGGGCAUACAGGCGCAUGGUCCUGCUGCAUCAUCCCGAUAAGCGGAAAGCCAAGGGAGAGGAAGUCAUCCAGGACGACGACUAUUUCACAUGCAUAACCAAAGCCUACGAGAUACUGGGUACAUCCAAGCCGCGUCGCAGCUUUGACUCCGUGGAUCCUGAGUUUGACGACUCGCUGCCCUCACAGAACGACAUUGAUAGCGAUUACUUUGGUGUGUUUAACAAAUUCUUUACACUUAACGGGCGCUGGAGCGAGAAGCCGAAUGUUCCUGCCUUUGGGCAGGUGGACGCCAAGCGCGAGGAAGUUGAGCGCUUCUACAACUUCUGGUACGAUUUUAAGUCGUGGCGAGAGUUCAGCUACCUGGACGAGGAAGACAAGGAGAAGGGACAGGACCGCGACGAACGUCGCUGGAUCGAGAAAGAGAACAGGGCGGCGCGAAUUAAGCGCAAGAAGGAGGAGAUGUCCCGCAUCAGGGCACUUGUUGAUUUGGCCUACAACAAUGACAAGCGCAUUCAGCGCUUCAAGCAGGAAGAGAAGGACCGCAAGGCUGCGGCCAAGCGGGCCAAGAUGGAUGCCGUCCAGGCCCAGAAGGCUGAGGCGGAUCGGGCCAUCCGGGAAGCUGCCCUGGCCAAGGAGAAGGCUGAGAAGGCCGAGCAGAAACGCAUCGAGCAGAUCCGCAUCGAACGCGAGCAGCAAAAGAAGCUGCUUAAGAAGGAGCGCAAAACGUUGCGCGACAAGGUCAAGGACUGCAAGUAUUAUGCCAAGAACGACAAGGAUCAACUUAAGCACAUGGAGGGCACCGAGAAGAUAUGCGAAACCUUUAGUCUAGCAGAGCUGCAAGCUCUUAACAAGGCCAUGGAGUCUAAAGGCCGUGAAUCGUUUGUGGCGGCCCUGCAAACAGCUGAGCAGAAGAUAGCCGCAGAGCUGGAAGAGAUUAACCAGACCCAGGCAAAGAAGUUGGCCCCUGCAGCGCCAAAAGGGGUCAAGGAGGUCAAGAAGAAUGAGCUCUGGAGCAAUGAGAACGUGCAGCUGCUUAUCAAGGCGGUUAAUCUGUUUCCCGCUGGCACUGCCCAGCGCUGGGAUGUUAUAGCCACGUUUAUCAAUCAGCACAGUCCGGGAAACACUGUGCUGGUUAAUGCCAGGGAUGUGCUGAACAAAGCCAAGGCGCUUCAGAAUACAGAUCAUUCGAAGAGCUCCCUCAAGACCCAAGCAAACGAUGCGGCCUUUGCCAGUUUCGAGAAGUCGAAGAAAGAGGUUCAGACCUGUAAGGAUAUAACCCUGGGCGAGGAGACACCGGCCCAGGCCAGCAAGGAAAACGUGAAACAAAACGGAGUAGAUCAUAAGGUUAACAAUCAGCCGGCCAAGCAGAAUGGCACGGCACCAGCUCCUGCUCCGGCAGCUGCCGCUCCACCCGCACCAGCAGCCCCUUCUCCUGCCACAAAUGGAUCCUCGGGUGGCGGCGGUGGCUCGAAAACCUGGACCAAGGAGGAGCAAGCCCUGCUCGAGCAGGCCAUUAAAACCUAUCCGACGACGACACCGGAUCGCUGGGAUCGCAUUGCCUCGUGCAUACCGAAUCGCAGUAAAAAGGAUUGCCUACGCCGUGUCAAGGAGCUGGUCGAGCUGGUUAACUCCAAGAAGGAGGCACAGGCGGCGGUAAAAUGAGUGGGGCUUAUUACCCCGCUUCCCCCGCCACUUGUCCGCCUCAACCUCUUCUAGCUGCUGUGUCCCCAUAUAAAUUUUAUUUAAAUAAAACAUAAAAAGUUUUUGAACGUUUAGCGAAAAGUUA
This is a messenger RNA of Drosophila biarmipes, 2246 nucleotides long. Its product is annotated as dnaJ homolog subfamily C member 2. Gene Ontology annotation, biological process: 'de novo' cotranslational protein folding; regulation of translational fidelity. Gene Ontology annotation, molecular function: Hsp70 protein binding; ribosome binding. The transcript has 3 exons. Bases 173 to 2122 code for a protein of 649 amino acids. Lineage: Eukaryota; Metazoa; Arthropoda; Insecta; Diptera; Drosophilidae. The record is from RefSeq and is a predicted model, not a curated record. Gene Ontology annotation, cellular component: cytosol.